AAAAUAAUUCUUGACACAUUUACAUUUUUAUAUUUAUGGAUAAGUAAAAUUAUUAUUUUUCUAAAAUUUAGAAACAAUCAGGUAUUGGCAUUAACAAAAAGUCAUUAAGUAGAAGUCACAAUGCGAAAAACUUGGGUCAAACGUGAAAAUAUUUAUUAUAAACCAUUCUAUAAGCAAAAGUCCAAGAUGUUCUUAUUAGGAGUAUUCCUAUUAGGCAUAGUGUUUAUAAUCUAUCAAGCUUUUUCCAUAAAUCAAUUGCAUAGUGCAAGUACGCCAUGGAGCUUAGAAGGUACGAUGAAAGGGCUUCGCAAGAAGCAUUUGGAAGUGAUAAAAUCUCUUGGACGAAAGCAAAGUGAUGACUACGAUGAAGGAGGAGGCGGAGUUGCGGCAUUAGAAAUUAAUCCUCCGGAUGAUUCUAUAAAAAUUAUACGCGGCAUUCGUCUGUUCGAUUAUGAUUCAUAUAAACCCAAUUUCGACGGCAAGUUUCGCUGUUUGGAUGGUAGUAAAGAAGUGCUAUUUGAACGUGUCAAUGAUGACUUUUGCGACUGUUUUUCCGAUGGAAGUGAUGAGCCCAGCACAAACGCUUGUCAAAAUGGAAGGUUUUAUUGUAAAUACCAAAAAAGACACAUCACGGGGCGCGGCGUAGACGUAUUUGUACACAGUAGUCGUGUUAAUGAUGGCAUCUGCGAUUGCUGCGAUGGCAGCGAUGAAUGGUUGACAAUUAGCUGUACAAAUAAAUGUACACAAUAAAUAUAUAUAUUGUGUCUGUAAUGCACCACAGUUAAGUUAUCGGUUAUAUUAGUGUUAUAAGCAAUACUCUUAAAAAGGUAAAUAAUGCUAUAGACAGUUAGUGUAAUUAAUGUAGAUUUAGUUUAAAAUAAAUAGGAUUUUGAAUCGAAUAUGUUAAAUGAUGCUGUGCAUUAAAAAAAUCGCCUUACAAGUCGUGUCUAAUUUGCAUUUGUGAAUAAAUUACCGUCUAUACUCAAAGAAAAAUAAAAUUCAUAGAUUGUAUAUUCAAAAUUUUCCAAUUAUUAAGUACUAGGGCAUUAAAUUAUGUAUGUGUAAUUAGAUUUUGUAAUGAUAAUAAAGAUUGAUACUUAUUUA
Molecule: messenger RNA, 1104 nt
Organism: Bactrocera tryoni
Lineage: Eukaryota; Metazoa; Arthropoda; Insecta; Diptera; Tephritidae
Exons: 2
Coding region: 121-750 (209 amino acids)
Biological process (GO): N-glycan processing
Cellular component (GO): glucosidase II complex
Source: RefSeq, a predicted model, not a curated record